Pangasianodon hypophthalmus (striped catfish) is the source of this 8093-nucleotide messenger RNA. RefSeq names its product protein TASOR. The record is from RefSeq and is a predicted model, not a curated record. The transcript has 9 exons. Gene Ontology annotation, cellular component: nucleus. The coding region runs from base 957 to 7736 and encodes 2259 amino acids. Gene Ontology annotation, biological process: homologous chromosome pairing at meiosis; male meiotic nuclear division; synaptonemal complex assembly. NCBI's taxonomy places the organism in Eukaryota, Metazoa, Chordata, Actinopteri, Siluriformes, Pangasiidae.
UUAGACUGUGGAAGUAGAACUGGAAAGCAGUAAUCCAUCAGAAAUCACAAUUCACUGAUAUAACCAACAAAUUGUAGCUUUCCUUGGCAAAUUUCAUGCAUUUAUUUCACAGAUAAAGACUUUAAGUGACAACUAAACAUGUUUUAGACUGAGGCUCUAAUUAAACAGUCAGAAAGAGGAAGUGGUAAUGAAAAAAACUGCAGUCUUAGAUUGAGUAAGGAUAGCCUCUCUCCUCCCUGAGGUCAGUUGAUGCAACUGUUUCACCAGACCCCACUUCCUGUUACACUGCUACUGUUCACAUGAUGGGUACACACAGACUUAACACAUUAUAGUUCCUACAGCCAACAAAUCGUGCUUUUCAGCUAUACUAAUAGUUUCAUUGUAUUAAUUUGGACACUGACCUUUGCUGCUGUAUGACCUGUACGAAUAACACAAAGCAGUUUGAUUAAAAGAAUAAAUUUGCUUUUCAUUUGCAUUCUAACAAAUUAGUCUUGAAGGUCAUAUGUAAGGAGGUGGUUUAAAAAGAAAGAAAGGAGAAAAAAAUAUAUAUAGGAUGUCCACUUAGGUCCGAUGAUACACGAGUUACCGAGCAUCAUCAAAUGUUUUCUUAAUCAUCGUUUACCAGCAUUUACUGAUGUUAAUGAGAUGUCUAUAAGAAUAGAGUUUGCUCUUUUGUCUCAGGGGCCCAUCAUGUAGUUAAUUCUGUUCAAGUACAUGUUGCUGUUGCACUAAAGAAGCCCAACCUAUGUUUUUAAUGCUAGCACUGCUGGGUAAUUUCCUGUGCCUUAGCUCUUCACAGUUUGAGGUCAAGCGAUUUCCUUUUUGGUGUGUCUCACUUGAUGUUCCUCAAACUAAAGUGACAAACUGCACAGUUCCCUACAAAGGCACAUCACACACGCUUACUGACAUCCUUAAGCAAGCUUUCCAAAAUGGGUCAUAUUCUGCAGUAAGCAACUAUGGAAGUACGAGGAAGAAAAGGGUCCAUCGAGAUUUCCACAUCUAACCCAACUAAGCCAGUAGGGACUGUGGCAUUGAGGAACUUCACUAUACCCAGGAAGAAGAGGGUGUCUGGGCAAGUCCUCCUGGAGCCUUGUCCAGAAGACAGUCGCGAUUACACUCUCAUUCAGUCUAAACUGAGAGAAUCCAGAUUAGACAUGAGGAAGGAGCAUGCUAAUGCCUGGCUGUGGAAAGAUGUAAAAUUAGUGAACAAUGAUGGGUUUCUUAAGGAAUUCUCCGAAAAAAGGUCAGAGAUGCGUACAAAAGGUAGACAUGGGAGAGAAAUGGAAGAACGGUUUUGCUUCUUGGUAGCAUCUUAUGAAGCAACAAGCCAUAUUUACCAGUUUGGACUAAGGACUGGGAGCCAGGACCAGUAUUCUUUGGGAAAGCCCUCACAUGGGGUUUAUUUGUUUAAGCAUGUUGAUGUGGCUCUGAAGCAUGCAACCGCAAGCACAUGUAGUGGGAAAAAUCUGAUUGUUUUCAAGGUGCUCUUUGGAAAGGUGAAAAAAGUCAUACCAAGUUUGGAGUGGAACAGAACCGUAGACCCUAUGGUUGGCUUUGACUGUCAUAUGGCAAAAGAUGCUGUUUCUUAUCGUGACAGUCUUUCCCAGCAAGUUUUGGGCUCAUCGGUAUUUCUAUUUGACUACGAUGAAAACCAGGAACUCAACAAACGGCCAAGGCAAUGUUUGCCAUAUGCUGUGGUUUCAUUUACUCCAGACAUUAGCGCUACAGCACCAACAUCCAUAAGUCCACCUGUUUCACCCACUAAACCUUCUGCUGGCCUUAUGCAUGGCCCUCUAGAGAAUUUGAAAGGCUGCACUGUGGCUAAGAGAACAGGCAAAGGAGAGAAUGCCACAGUGACAUUCAAACGUUUUGCAACCCAAGGCUGCCCAGGCGUGGAGUACCAGCCACAAGCUCCAAGAGUAGAGGCUAAUGGAGUAGAUGCUACUCCAUUUCAAUCCAACGAUCUGCAGAAACCUCCUCCUUUUAUCCCUCAGCAGUCAUAUAUACCUAAUUAUAAUACAGCAGAAUAUUUCAAUCCUUCUUUGCCAUAUUAUGACAAUGGCAUUCCAUGGCAAAACUAUAUGGACAACCCUGCAUUCCUUUCAAACGUACACAACCUGAGCACCACAAGUAUCUAUGGAGGUAAUACAGACACCUUGGGGGUAAUACCUCAAACCUCAGCAGAAAAAAUCUCCACCAUAGUUUAUUCAUCCCGUCUGGUUAAGGACCCAAGGUUAUCCAGGCAAGAAACAAACAUACAGAAGAAAACCUCAGAAGAAAAACAAACAUCUAGUGUUCCAGAGUGUGAGGAACAGGGAUACCAGGCACACUCACAAAACCAAAAAGAAGAGAAUGGAUUCACUUUAUCUUGUGAGAAACAGUCCCUGGAACUGGGUGAGGAACACAAAGAGGGCAGGUUCCCUAAAACCUCACUGAAUGAUCCAAGCAAACCCAAUCCCACUGCACAGCCAAAGACUGAAAAUAUGCCUUCAAUCAAGUUAUUUAAAAUGAAAUUUCAGAAAUAUGCUCCAUAUUUCAAGAUGACAGAGGAAGAGAGGCAAACAAAAAUAUGGUCCAAAGGAAAUUUGACCCCGGAGCAAAAACAAUUAUUGAUUGACCGCAUACAUUUCUAUGAGAUGCAUCACCAAAGAUAUAAACAGGGACUGCUUUUUCAAAAAGAUACAGAGACAGAAACUGCAUUCAGUUUGUCUCGUACAGAGCCCCAAAACAAUGACGUCUGCCCAUCCACACUGCAACGUUCCCCUUUAAUGCCAAAAGGAAACCAAUGUGAAGUGAAUCAGUCCCAUAUGAGACAUUCAGUAAGUGCCAAUGCUUCUAAUUUGACACCCACAACAGUUUUGGAGGACACUGAGAGAAAUAAAGUAGAUAUACUGAAUACAGACAAUGGUAAGUUGAGCCAGAACAUGUGUAACCCAAAAGAAAAUUGUAUGCAGGAAAAAGAGAAGGAUCCUUCUUCAGAUUCUCAGACCGAACCUCAAAAUGGAGGUGUGGUUCAGUCUGUAAAAGAAAAAGAAAGGAUUUCAGAGAUGUGCAAUGUGCAGGGUACCAUGCAAUCAAAUCCUUCAGAGAAGAGCAAAACCUUCGAAAGUACACAUGAUUUUGCACAAUCUUUAUGUCCUUCAGUACAAGUUGAGAUAAAUAACCAAGAUGUCCAUGAAAGUGAGAUACCUACAAGUCCAAAAGAGUCCUUUGCAUGUAAGCCUACACUAAGUAAUACCAUAGAAGACUGUCCUGAAUUUGAGCAACACAUAAUAGCCAUGGAAGUGGCAAACUGUGUUGACAUCUCAGCCACUGAUGUACCAGAAAUCAGUGACUGCUCCUAUGCUACUGCAAUGGAGCCAGGUCAGGAUAGUCAAAGUAGUACUGAAAAACAAGACAAGGAAGCAUUGACUCAUUCUAAAUCUGAUACAAAUUCUGAGAUGUCUAUAGAGGUUGAGAGGGGAGAAGCACAACAACACAACACUAUAUACAAUGCAUUAUAUAAACGAUUACAGCUAGAUCAGCUAUUGUCCAAUUCAGAUGGAGCAAACCUUCUCUCCGAUAAAUCUUAUCUCAGGCCAAAAGGUCUGGAAAAAACCCUUGUCAUCGAUCUACCAGAUAGUCAUGUUAAUGAACCAAAGGAACCAAUGUCAAAGGAAGAAGACCUCCAGCUUAUAGUUAAGAUAAAAUCCAGCCAAACACCCCCAGAAAGACUUACACUUUCUGAACGAUUCUCAAAAUUGAGAUCCCUUGGUCGUAAGCUAGCAGCCUUUGUUCAUGUAAAUAGGCUAACCAAUAGCUACACAGCUCAUCUCAAUGGAGAUUUGAAAUGUAAAUCAGAAGCACUAAUCUCAUGCAGUGAUGUAGUAAAAGGAACAGGAAACAAUAAUGCUGAAUUGAUUAAACUCAUGGCACAGAGGUACAAUGAAAAUAGGUUCACUGAAAAUUCUAAACGCCUCAGACAGAAACGUUCAAAGGUUCUGUGCAGAAAAAGCUCAACCUCCAGUAUAGUGAGUAAAAGAACAUCACGUCAAUUGCCGUUUCGUGUUCAAAGGAAGAUAAAGCAUAUUAGAAAGAGUCACUUGCUGAAUGCAAAGAGAAAACUUAAAACAAAACUAGCCUUAAAAAUAAGUUCUUGUGGUCAAGCUUCAUUUAGCAAGUUGACUUCUGAUUCAUCAAAUGGUGUUUCAUGUACCGAGACAGCUAAUGAUGUUGACAAAGAUUCUGAUUCACACUUUAAUUCAGCUGCUGCAUCUCAGUCUCCGUCUGGUACUCAAAGCCAUGGCGAACUUCUGAACAAGGGAUCCAGUCAGAAUGAUAAUGCCACUAGUAUUUCAACUGAAGAGAGUUCCUGUAUAGACAGUGAAAAUAAGACUAGACAUGGUGAUGAGCUCUCUCAAACAAAAGGACAGUGCAUUAAUCCUGCCAAACAAUCAACAGAAAUUGUCUAUCAUGAUGUUUCAAAGAUUUCAAACCAUAAUGAUAUUAAAAAAUCACAGGAAAACAUCACUUUAGAGUCUAAAGAUCCAGUAAUAAUUGAGGAAAUGGAAACAGAUAGCGGAACAAACAAUAACAAGACCAGUCAUCAAGAAAAAUCCUCCCUGGUCACAAGUUCUGGCAGUAAUGAGUCAAGUAAUGAGUCAAGUAAUGGUGAGAGUGCAGAAGCAAAACACAAGGAAGAGGCAUUGUUACAGAAAAAGCCAUCUCAGGAGGACAAUUGUGACACUAAAGAGAUUUCGCCUGAUUACAACACUGGAGCUUAUGAGGACACAAGUAGCUCUUUUCCCACUAUCUUAAAUAUCCCUAGUAAUAUAACCUCAGGUAACGUGAUCAGCGGCUGCACUGCCAAAGCACAGACAGCCGUGACUCCAGAUUCACCUAGAGUAAUGAAUAAUGAGACAGACACACAAACUGAGGCCAGGAUUCUUGGAGACAACGCUGUGGACAAUUCUGGUAGUGGUUUAUCCAAAAGAGUAUCGAGCACUAACAAAGCAGCGGAGACCAAUAAAAAUGCCAAUCUUCAAGACAGAGAACUAUACAACAAUCCAAAGAGCACAGAUGCAAAUGAAAAGGGGUUAUUUUCAAGAAGAGAGAUGUCAGAUGCAGACCAGAACUGCUUAAAACCACUGAAAGGUGCCAAGGAUGAUGUUGCAAGGAUCUUCACAGAGAACACAAAUCAUCUUUUUGAGCUAGCUUCAGGUUCUCAAAGCCAACUUUCUUUACAGGAUACUAAAAGCAGUGGGAUAAUCAACUCACGUGCAGAGGCGACAUCAGAUUUCCACGGCAGAAUCAUUAAAGAUGCACAAGAAGACCUUUCUGGGAUAAAGGACAAUCUGCAUUCAGCCUGGCAAGGACAAGACAAAAAUAACCUCUCAGCUACUCCAGAUACACAAAUAAUUUCCAAACUUAGAGAUUAUUUAACCAAAUUUGAAUUCACUGUCAAAAAACAGGACACUGUCAAUAACUCGAUAACGGAGGCUCAUGUUCCAACAGCAUGGAUAACUUUAGAUAGUACAGCUCACAAACAGCAAUUACACGACACAAGACACUACAGCAGAAAGGGUUUGGCUGAUAUCACACACAGACAGAGUGAAACUGUACAUUUCCAUGUAGCCCCUACUAAACAAAAGCAAACUGAUUGGGACAAGCAACCUAACAGCUCUAUAUCAAAGAGGAUGAGAAUGAGCAGUAUGGAAAGGGUCAGUCCAGACAGUACCUUUACUGAAACAGCCAGAAAUGAGCCAAAUUCACAUCUGGUAAACAAGGACACUCAACCACACAACACUGCCUCUGGUGUACCCAACAUGAAGCACUGGUUGCAAAAUCAUGGAAAUAAACUGCAGGAAAAUAAGAUCAUCUGUCCCCAAGGAAACGGACCAAGAGAACAGCCAUGUAAAGUCAACCAAUCAAAUCAACAAACCACAUAUGAACAGAAUAAGUACAGUGUCACUGACAUCUCCAACACUCUAAAACUGGCCGAUCAUGCAGUUUCCUUGACAGAACUUGGUCCCCUGCAGUCAAAAUGCAAAAGAAUGCUCCAGCAUUUUAUCUCCAACUUCGAAAAAGAUCAGAAGGUUUCUUUCCACCAGUCCUGCAUUUCAAGAAAUCUAAUCUUGGAAAAAUAUCUAGACCAUCCUCCUGCACCAGUGGAGUUGAAGUUUGAGGCAAUAAAUUCAUUCUUGGAACUACAGAUGAUAAUGGAGGCCUGUCAAUUUGUUGACAACAAAAUCAAUUUUCUGAGAAGAAAACCAACAUUUAGGAGUUUGCUCUGGUAUGAUCCUUCUCUCUAUGGUGAACUCUAUAAGGGCACUGUUGGAUUUCAGCAACAAUCAUCAUUGUUUUCAUCGUUCCAGCAGUGCCUUACCAGCGAUGACUACAGAAGAUUGCGGGAAUACUAUUGUGCAGUGUCUACUUUGCACCAGCAGCUACAAGACGCCCCUGACACAUCGUACUACAUGUACCUGAAAACCAAGCGGGAGAGGCUCGAAAUAGAAGCUGCAUUUAGAAAUCCCUCAGAUGUUAAGAGCUUCUUUUUAUCUGUACCAAUAGCCAUCAUGAUCAAUUUAGGAGACAACGUGGAAAUUUUGAAAAAAAUGCACAAUAUAGUGAUGACCUUUAUUGAGACACCGGCAGAUCGGUUGCCAGGCACAUUUGAUGUAGGGAAAGCUGAGCAUCUGUCCAUUAUAUGCAGAUAUCUUCAAGAAAAAAUGCUCUUUUUGAAAUCCCAUAAAGAAAUUAUUAAAAUUUCAUGGUUUGGGAUGGAACAUCUUCUUUACGAUGCAUCAAAGGUUCUUGUAUGGUGUGAAUCGGAGCAUGGGAUGCCAAAUGAAGUGCUGACGAAAUACAACAGGUUAAAUUCACAGAUUGUUUAUGGGGUGACAGAGGCAUGUGUAGCCCUUGUUAACAGAACUGAUCAGGUCCCAAAGCCUAUGGAUAUUGUGAACAUCAGACCACCACAGCAAAUGAAUGCUAUCACAGUCCCAUCAGUGGGGGUCUCCACUGAGAGGACUCAAAGCGAACUGAACAUUCAGAUGGAAGAUGGAACCAAAGAAACACAUCAACCACCCAGAAGAAGAGCAACAUAUCCAUGCCCAAGAAGUAACUUCAGUGAUGAUGUUACCCCACUUAUUCAGCCCAGUCUGGCAGCCCAACCUGGAAGCUCACCUCUUUACACUGAUUUCACCCAAAGAAGUAAUGCAUUGCAUUGGAGGAUUCCCAGAAAUCCUUGGGACUGGAGCCCACCAGACGCUAUCCAAUCAACAUCACACUCCGAAAUAAGGGCUCUGCUUUUGUCUAAGAGGAUACCUACACCACACACAAAACCGAGGACAACAUCUUUGACAGACCUUCAAAACAACCAUGCAGUCAGACAGCAACAAGUGUCACAACCAUUGAUUGUGAAACCUAGACCAGUUGAGAGAAGUAAAGGUCAGCCAACAAUCGGUGCACUUCAACAUCCAGAGCUCUUAAAAGAGCAAGCAAACGAGUUCAGCAUGCCUAUGAUACCGCCUUUUCCUUUCCCAAGGUUCUCCCCAGAUGCACCCUCAGUGAUCCCUCCUCCUCUUCCACCACUGCCGUUCUCCAGCACUUCAAAUCAAGUUGCACUGCAUAACAAUCCAACACCAAUAAGCUACCCUUUCUUUGUCUUCAAUGGGCAAACCUACUCCACUACAGGCUCUUCUGUGCCUGUGUCAGCCAUUCAUACUGAAACUCAAUAUCUUCCACGCCCUGUAUAGAUAGAGCAUACAGUAUUUGGUACUGUGAGAAUCUGUUCAUUUCUUAAACGAUUAUGUCUUCGUUUUGAAAUCCAGAGAUUUCUGAACCCUCUUCCCAUGUCAUUACUCUAGGACAGUCUUGCUCUAAUCUAAUAUGGUCCUAACCAGUUCUUACCUUAUAUGUUUAACAUGUUAACUGUAAAUAGGCAAAAAACAGUAUCUGUUUAUACUGUAAUAUCUUUGUGAAUAGAUGUUACAUUUAUGUUUUUUUAUGAAUAAUAUAUUUUAACAUUAAAUUGUUUAUUUGUUUAUAAUGACUAAAAGAUGCACUUUGUUUUAUAGUGUCAAAACUGUUAAAUAUAUGUUUCAAAAGCAGAA